Lentinula edodes (shiitake mushroom) is the source of this 624-nucleotide messenger RNA. RefSeq names its product dihydrofolate reductase. The transcript has 2 exons. The record is from RefSeq and is a predicted model, not a curated record. Gene Ontology annotation, biological process: dihydrofolate metabolic process; glycine biosynthetic process; folic acid metabolic process. NCBI's taxonomy places the organism in Eukaryota, Fungi, Basidiomycota, Agaricomycetes, Agaricales, Omphalotaceae. The coding region runs from base 1 to 624 and encodes 207 amino acids. Gene Ontology annotation, cellular component: mitochondrion. Gene Ontology annotation, molecular function: NADP binding; dihydrofolate reductase activity.
AUGUCUAAACUCACUCUUAUCGUCGCAGCGACGAGAACGAAUGGGAUUGGUGAACAUGGCAAAUUACCCUGGCACCUUCCAAAAGAAAUGAGCUAUUUCCAACGCGUUACCUGUAAUGCUCCUUCAGGCCAGAAGAACGCAGUUGUCAUGGGUAGACAUACUUGGGAGAGUAUACCAGAAAAGUUCAGGCCCCUUAAAGACAGGGUGAAUGUGGUUAUCAGUCGGAAGGAGAACUAUCAUUUCGGCGAAUCAGUCCAAGUUCAUCGCGACCUCGCAUCAGCCAUGGAGCAACUUCGUAGUCAAUCAGAUCCUGCUGUUCAUCGAACAUUUCUCAUUGGUGGAGCGAUGCUGUAUUCUGCAUGUUUGCAGUUGCCCAAAACUUCGCCCAUCGCUUUCGUGGACCGAGUCCUGCUCACUCGAGUGAUAGCGCCUUCAUUUGACCGUUGCAAUGUAUUCGUACCGGAUUUCCUCGGCGAAUGGAUAGGAGCGCCGGACUUUAACGGCUGGAAGCAGGCUACGCCAGAGGCAAUGAGCGAGUGGGUGGGAUUCGAAGUUCCCGAAGGUGUUCAAGAAGAGAAUGGAGUGCAAUAUGAAUACCAGCUUUGGGUUCGCGAUUCUACGUGA